CCCGCCGCCCCCGCCGCCGCCGCCUCGCCGGGGCCAUGUUCGCGCCGGCCCUGCCCUUCGUGGCGCUCCUGGUGGCCUCGGCCGGCGGCCGCCCGGGGGCCCUGGGGCCCAAGAACGUCUCGCAGAAAGACGCCGAGUUCGAGCGCACCUACGCGGACGAGGUCAACGGCGAGCUGGUCAACAUCUACACCUUCAACCACACCGUGACUCGCAACCGGACAGAAGGUGUGCGUGUGUCCGUGAAUGUCCUGAACAAGCAGAAGGGGGCUCCUUUGCUGUUUGUGGUCCGCCAGAAGGAAGCUGUGGUGUCCUUCCAGGUGCCCCUAAUCCUGCGAGGGCUGUAUCAGCGCAAGUACCUCUACCAAAAGGUGGAGCGAACGCUGUGCCAGCCCCCCACCAAGAAUGAGUCCGAGGUCCAGUACUUCUACGUGGAUGUGUCCACCCUGUCACCAGUCAACACCACAUACCAGCUCCGGGUCAGCCGCAUGGACGACUUUGUGCUCAGGACUGGGGAGCAGUUUAGCUUCAACACCACAGCAGCCCAGCCCCAGUACUUCAAGUAUGAGUUCCCGGAGGGAGUGGACUCGGUGAUUGUCAAGGUGACCUCCAACAAAGCCUUUCCCUGCUCAGUCAUCUCCAUCCAGGAUGUCCUGUGCCCUGUCUAUGACCUGGACAACAACGUAGCCUUCAUCGGCAUGUAUCAGACUAUGACCAAGAAGGCCGCCAUCACUGUGCAGCGCAAAGACUUCCCCAGCAACAGCUUUUACGUGGUGGUGGUGGUGAAGACUGAAGACCAGGCCUGUGGGGGCUCCUUGCCUUUCUACCCCUUUGUAGAAGAUGAACCGGUUGAUCAAGGGCAUCGCCAGAAAACCCUGUCAGUGGUGGUAUCUCGGGCGGUCACGUCUGAGGCCUAUGUUGGCGGUAUGCUCUUUUGCCUGGGCAUAUUUCUCUCCUUCUAUCUGCUGACUAUCCUCCUGGCCUGUUGGGAGAACUGGAGGCAGAGGAAGAAGACGCUUCUGGUGGCCAUGGACCGAGCCUGCCCAGAAAGCGCCUCUCUCCUUGGUCACCCCCGGGUGCUCGCCGACUCCUUCCCUGGCAGCUCCCCUUACGAGGGCUAUAACUAUGGCUCCUUUGAGAACAGCUCGGGAUCUACGGACGGCCUGGUGGAUAGCACGGGCACUGGGGACCUCUCCUACGGCUACCAGGAUCGUUCCCUAGACCCUGUGGGCACUCGGCCACGCCUGGACUCCAUGAGCUCUGUGGAGGAGGACGACUAUGACACGUUGACUGACAUUGAUUCGGACAAGAAUGUCAUUCGCACCAAGCAAUACCUCUACGUGGCCGACCUGGCCCGCAAGGACAAACGCGUCCUUCGGAAAAAGUACCAGAUCUACUUCUGGAACAUCGCCACCAUCGCUGUCUUCUAUGCGCUUCCGGUGGUGCAGCUGGUGAUCACCUACCAGACGGUGGUGAACGUCACAGGGAAUCAGGACAUCUGCUACUACAACUUCCUCUGUGCUCACCCACUGGGCAACCUCAGCGCCUUCAACAACAUCCUGAGCAAUCUGGGGUACAUCCUGCUGGGGCUGCUGUUCCUGCUCAUCAUUCUGCAGCGAGAGAUUAACCACAACCGGGCCCUGCUGCGCAAUGACCUCUACGCCCUGGAAUGUGGGAUCCCAAAACACUUUGGCCUGUUCUAUGCCAUGGGCACAGCCCUGAUGAUGGAGGGGUUGCUUAGUGCCUGCUAUCAUGUCUGCCCCAACUAUACCAACUUCCAGUUUGACACGUCGUUCAUGUACAUGAUUGCCGGGCUGUGCAUGCUGAAGCUCUACCAGAAGCGGCACCCAGACAUUAACGCCAGCGCCUACAGCGCCUACGCCUGCUUGGCCAUCGUCAUCUUCUUCUCCGUGCUGGGUGUGGUCUUCGGCAAAGGAAACACAGCAUUCUGGAUAGUCUUCUCCAUCAUUCACAUCAUUGCCACCCUGCUCCUCAGCACACAGCUCUAUUACAUGGGCCGCUGGAAGCUGGACUCCGGGAUCUGCCGCCGCAUCCUCCACGUGCUCUACACAGACUGCAUCCGGCAGUGCAGCGGGCCCCUCUACGUGGACCGCAUGGUGCUGCUGGUUAUGGGCAACAUUAUCAACUGGUCGCUAGCUGCCUAUGGGCUCAUCAUGCGCCCCAAUGAUUUCGCCUCCUACUUGUUGGCCAUUGGCAUCUGCAACCUGCUUCUCUACUUUGCCUUCUACAUCAUUAUGAAGCUCCGCAGCGGGGAACGGAUCAAGCUCAUUCCCCUGCUCUGCAUUGUCUGCACCUCCGUGGUGUGGGGCUUCGCACUCUUCUUCUUCUUCCAGGGACUCAGCACCUGGCAGAAAACCCCCGCCGAGUCACGGGAACACAACCGCGACUGCAUCCUCCUGGACUUCUUUGACGACCACGAUAUCUGGCACUUCCUGUCCUCCAUUGCCAUGUUUGGGUCAUUCCUGGUGUUGCUGACGCUGGACGACGACCUGGACACCGUGCAGCGGGACAAGAUCUACGUGUUCUAGCAGGAGCUAGGCCCCUUGCUUUACUCAUGGGGCCCCAAGGCCUCCUGCCACCCUGCCUGGAGCCUCCGUAGCUCUGGGGGUGUGAGUCCCCAGCCUGCGGCCCACGGUGGGUAGCAGCAGGACAGCGAGGUCUAGGCCAAGCCUGGCCUGGGACAGUCAUGGCGGGGGCCUUGAGCCUUGAAGCUGCUCUCUGCUGGGGAGGAGGCCUGCUCCCCCCACACCCCAGAUGUUGGCCAAUUGCUGCUGCUUCUCAGUGUUGAGGGCCUCUCACGGGCCCUGCUGUUGGCUCUCCAGUUGUCCCUCUGCAGGACGAAGGAGCGAAGUGUUGCCCUGCCCAUCUCACUGCCUUGCACUCUGUCCGUCCUUCCCCUCCCCGGAGCCUGCACCCCAAGCCCUUUCUUCUUCCCGAGCUCCAGUCCAGGCCUGGUUGGGCCUGAUUCUCCGUCCUGUACCAGGGCCCCACUGCUCUUUGGGGCUGUACGCGACUGCCAUCACUGCCCAUUCCAGUCAGGAUGAAAUGCGGGUGUAGGAUUGUGGAGGCUGGCCGGCUGGGGCCAGGCUUUUGGUGCUAAGGCCUAAGAGGGGCUUCAGGCAGUGGUGCCUCCUCCCUCUGACCUGUGCUUGGUACCGGCUCUGUAGUCAAAGGGUCAGCCUGCAUGUGAGGGUCGCCUUGAUCUGAGGGGCUGAAUUCAGAGGUCAACUUCCUAUCCCGUCAGCCCCCGGACUGAUGUGGGCACCACGAUUGGAAGGAAAGAUCGAUUUGCCCCUUUCCUUUUCUUUCCGGCCCUCGGCCCUGCCAAGCCCCAGCUGGGGGCCUCUCAGUGCCAUCGACGCUGUCCAAGAAUGUCCAGGGGUGAAGGAGGGGGCCCCAAGGCGCCCGGCUCCUCCUGCCUCCUCACAGCCGUGGGAGCCCCAGUGCCUAUCUUAGAAGGAGGCUCAGGAAGGGACACGCUCUGCCCCCGCUGUCCCCGGACCAGCCUCACUCUAGGACGCAGGGCUGGCUUCUGUGUUUCUGUCCGUCUUCGGCCAAGUUCUGUGUUAAUCACACACACACGUAUAUACGUAGGAGACUUUGGCCCGCUCUGGCCCUUGGGUCCCCAUCACCCUACCUGGUCCGGUCCAGAUGCCAAGAUGGGGGAGUUCAGGUCGGGCUCCGGCUCGGGGACGGGUGUGUGUUUUGUUCUGCCCAACUUGUUUUUAUAGCUCUCCCUGGGGCCGCGGGGAGGAGGGGAUCUGGAUCUUUUUUCAGAACUCCGUUUAAUGUCUGUCUCCAUGCUAUGGUUGCAUUUCUGUUUUCUAUGAAUGAGUCUGCAUUCGAUUAAAGAAACAACCAGACGCAGUA
Molecule: messenger RNA, 3888 nt
Organism: Canis lupus familiaris (dog)
Lineage: Eukaryota; Metazoa; Chordata; Mammalia; Carnivora; Canidae
Gene: SIDT2
Product: SID1 transmembrane family member 2
Cellular component (GO): membrane
Source: RefSeq, a predicted model, not a curated record